Messenger RNA from Melitaea cinxia (Glanville fritillary), 1368 nucleotides. RefSeq names its product cytochrome b-c1 complex subunit 1, mitochondrial-like. The record is from RefSeq and is a predicted model, not a curated record. Lineage: Eukaryota; Metazoa; Arthropoda; Insecta; Lepidoptera; Nymphalidae. The coding region runs from base 1 to 1368 and encodes 455 amino acids. Gene Ontology annotation, cellular component: mitochondrion. The transcript has a single exon. Gene Ontology annotation, molecular function: metal ion binding; metalloendopeptidase activity.
AUGAUUCCAUUUUAUUUAAUGAAGUGUCAAACAAGAUUAUUCAACAACAUUGUACGACAUUUUUCAAUAUCUGAAAGUUCAUUGUCACAAAUUAAUAUUGACGAAUUAGCUAACGGUGUAAGAGUAAUCACUGAAGAGUUGUGCUCUCCUUUGACCUGUACAUCGAUCAUCAUUCAAACGGGUUCAAGGUUUGAGAAUAGCUGUAAUAAUGGUAUCUCUAACCUUAUUGAACACAUGUCUUUGUCAAAAAAAGACAUGCAAGAGUCUUUUCACAAUAAAGGUAUAAAAGUAAAUUCAGUAACGACAAGAGAUUUCCAAAGAUAUACGGCAAUAUCUCAAACCGAAUAUGCUAGUGACUGUUUGGAGGUUUUAUCUAAUAUUAUUACUGAAUCUGAAUGGGAUGAUAGUGACAUAGAACUGCAAAAAAAUAUAAUAAAGUCGGACGCUAUCGAUCUUGAUAAUAACCCAAAGUCUCUGGUUUUUGAUUACUUGCAUCAAACGGCAUUUCAAGGAACGUCUUUAGGGCAAAGUGUAAUUGGACCAUCAACAAAUCUAAUGAAUUUUAAUAAACUUCAUAUAUGUAACUUUUUAAAAGAAACUUAUAAACCCCAUCGAAUUAUUAUAGUUUCAUCUGGUGGGGAGUCGCAUUCAUCGAUUAUGUCCAAAGCGAGUUCGACUGUUGGUUAUUUAUCGGUCAGCGAAUGUAAAACGGUAGAUUUUGGAUGCCAAAGGUAUACUGGUUCACAAAUAACUUACCGUGAUGACUCUAUGCCAUAUGCUCAUAUAGCUUUAGCUGUUGAAGUUCCGGGAGUUACUAGUCCAGAGUAUUUGAAACUUUUAGUUGCAAAUUGUUUGUUACAAUCGUGGGAUCGAACGCAAGGAGGAACUGAUAGACAUGGAUCACCUUUAGCACGCGCUGCAUCUACGUCUAGACUUUGUGAGCACUUCCAGACAUUUUAUAUAGCCUACAGUGAUGUCGGAUUAUGGGGAGUUUAUUUUAUAGGCGAUCCAAAAUGCUUAGACGAUAUGGUAUCUAACAUACAAGACCAAUGGAUGCAUAUGUGUACAACAAUAGUACGAUCUGACGUUGAACGAGCAGUUAAUAUCACAAAACUUAAACUAGCCAAACGAAUGGAUGGUUUAUUAAAUUCUUGCUACGAUAUAGGCUUGCAGGUAUUGUACACAUCUAAACGAAGAUCUUUAUCCGAUCUUUAUAAUGAAUUAUCAAAAAUAUCGGAAAGAACGAUUAAGGACGUGUGCUUUAACUAUAUAUACGAUAAGUGUCCUGUAGUAGCAGCUGUUGGUCCCACAGAGACUUUGCCUCAUUAUAACAGGAUUAGAUCUGGUAUGUAUUGGUUGAGGCUUUAA